Nylanderia fulva is the source of this 1179-nucleotide messenger RNA. RefSeq lists its product as uncharacterized. NCBI's taxonomy places the organism in Eukaryota, Metazoa, Arthropoda, Insecta, Hymenoptera, Formicidae. The record is from RefSeq and is a predicted model, not a curated record.
UUAUUAUUUAUUAGUGGUUCGUAGAUGAUUCUCAUCUGACUGCAUGCAUAUAUAUAUAAUGCACUAAUGCACACAUGCACAUAACCUAACCUUAUUUCAGAAACCGAUUCGAAUAAGUCAAUGGAAUAUAAACACUGGGACUCACGCACAUAUUUAUUUAUAAAGCUCAGUUUUAGAUAAAUUUUGGAUUCAACAAUUUUUAUAAUUAAUUAUAAAAAUUAGAUGAGAACCAUCAUCUCGAUAAAUUUAAUCAGUCAAUUUUAACAUUAUGAUGAAGAUACCUAGUGCAAUAACGCUGCAAAAUAUUAUAGAGUUAGAUAAAUUAAGACGAGAAAUGGAUGUUCGUCUGCGAUUGAUUAUAUACAGAGAUAACAUGAUUUUCAACGAUAUCAUUGUCAGAUUACAAACUGUAUGUAAAUACGAUAUCAGUGAACGAUUCAAAGGACCUACAGGAGAUAAUGUUGAACAUACAUAUAAAGAUAUAGCAAAGCCAGUUUGUUUAUGUGCGAAGGGACUGAAUUCCUACCUCGUUUCAGCCUACAUUGUAACGCUAUCAAAAUCAUUUGUUUAUCGUAAAAGUGCUAUAAAAGUGUUGAAAACAUUUCUGCAGACAUGUAAUAACUUAGCAUUUGAUGAAGGAUAUUUACAGAUAAUAUUUAUAAGAUUAAGAAUGCCGAAGAAACAAUUUUUAGAUUACAAAUGGAACAGAAGAUUAAUACAAAUAGUUCAAGAAAAGCAAGAAGCUGAUUGUGCUAUGUCUUGGUUGUCCACAUUGGGAGGAGCAUUUUCUGCAUUGGGGGAAGAAUUUGACCAUUGUGCUGAAAUGGCAGGCAAAAUUUCAGUGAGACAAUUUGAAUUAGCAUUACGCCUUGAUAAUCCUCUUCUUAUUGCUCGCUGCAGAUUAUAUUCUGCUUUAAGCUUAAUUCAACGUGGUUGCUUUACUACUCCAAAAUAUAUGAUACGAAGAAUUUACAAAUUUGCACUCAGAGAGAAGGAUGUGCGUCUGCAAAACAUGUGUCGAGGUGUCUGGGCCAAAUUGCAAUUUAGUUAUGAACAAUACAAACAAGAGAAAUCUGUAUCCCUUAAAACUUUGCAUAUAUCUUUAAAAACAUAGGAAAUUUAAACUUUGUAUGUGCUUUUUUAAACAUAAUAAUAUAUUACCUAUAUUUUGCAACCACA